AUGUCGCCAUCCAUAUUUACACCGCAAAACAAUCAAAAGUUGACCAACGUAGCUGUGGUGCGGCUUCGAUGUAACGGAGUUCGCUUCGAAAUUGCGUGUUAUAAGAACAAGUUGCAGGACUAUAGAAAUAAUCCCGUUUCCACGCCGCUUUCCGAAGUCCUACAAAGCGACCAGGUUUUCCUCAACGUUUCCAAAGGGCUUCUUGCCAAAGCACAAGAUUUGCAGCGUGCUUUUGGUAGUACCGACAGCACUAUCGCUAUCAGAGAGCCUGAUAAUCCUUAUGAUUUUUCCGCCUCUAAUUUCAAGAUCCUUGAUCGGGGAGAAGGGCAGGUUGGCGCUGCAGAGCGUUCGCAUCUAACUGAAAGUAUGCGGCGAGAUAUUGCUGUCAUCAUCGCAGAGAAGACACUGAAUCCAGAGAACGGACGCCCAUACACUCCCUCUAUGAUCGAGCGUGUGCUGGUGAACGAUGUCCAUCUGUCUAUCCGUACGGACGAUACGGCCAAGCAGCAGGUAUGCUAUCGUAUUCCCACUGAUUACAGGCGUUGGAGAUAA
Messenger RNA from Mitosporidium daphniae, 552 nucleotides. RefSeq lists its product as uncharacterized. Lineage: Eukaryota; Fungi; Microsporidia. Bases 1 to 552 code for a protein of 183 amino acids. Gene Ontology annotation, biological process: ribosome biogenesis. The transcript is spliced from 2 exons. The record is from RefSeq and is a predicted model, not a curated record.